Coccidioides posadasii C735 delta SOWgp is the source of this 2688-nucleotide messenger RNA. The record is from RefSeq and is a predicted model, not a curated record. Lineage: Eukaryota; Fungi; Ascomycota; Eurotiomycetes; Onygenales; Onygenaceae.
ACCAAACUAGUUUUAAAACUACGACUCGUUGCAGUUCGAGGGCAAAGUUGGCUGCCCAACAGACAACCAGACGGACGACACGGCAGCCACACGCCCAGCCGAUUGUCCUUUGUCCAGGCCAAAGGAGAAGGGAAAAAAAAAAAAAAAAAGAAAGAAUCAAAAGAACAAAAAAGAAUCUUAGAAAAGAAGAAGAAUGAUCUUUUAAAAAAAAAAGAAGAAAAAAAAAAGGCGAUGCUUACAUAACUUGUUCUCUUUUUUUUUUUUUCUUUCAACUGCUUUUUCAUCAAAAAAACCGUCGUGAUAACCUCUCUUCCAUCUCUCUUCCGUCUCUCUUCGUGUCUUUUCUCUUUCUUUUCUCUGUCUUUUCUCUGUCUCUGUGUCUCUCUUGUCUCCUUUGAAUAUCUCUCCAUUGUUAACUUGUCGUUGAUAGAAGAAGAACAAGGGGACCUGCGUUUGGCCCAUUUAUUUGUUUGUUGGUCCUCCUCUUUUAUUUUUUUUAAGGUUGGUCUCCUAGCCGCCCACCCUUGCAAGACGACCGGACCAGCGCCUCGCUCCUCUCUCUGUCUCUCUCUCCCUCUCGCUCUCUCUCACGCUACUCUCUCUCGCCCUCGCUGCCAGAACCUCUCAGACCUUGGCUGCUGCUACUCACUCUUGCUUCCAUCCUCCCCUCCAGACCCUACCCGCUGCCCCCCCGUGGCUAUCAUACUUCUCUUCUUCCCCCCAAUGUUUCAACUCCCGCCCGCCACCCACCAAUAGUCUCGUCCAGCUCCAGAGUUUCAACCUCAAACUCUGCUCCCUCUCUGUCGCCCCGCACACCCUCUCUAUCCUGCUGCUCCUCUCCGUCCCACAGACAACCCCGUUCUGCUCGCCUCCAGGGCCACCAUGGAUGGGGAUGACAUCAGGCACGCCGCCGUCUCCAGCCCGGAGCAUCUCUCCUCCCUCCCCUUUGCCGCCAACGGGACCCCGGGCAAGAAGAGGAGAAAAGCUGACCUGAAACCCAUCAUCACAAACGACCCCCCCUCUGCCGCCGCCGCCGCCAACCCAUCCUCCGCCUCGAUCAACAUGACCUCGCAAUCUAGCAACCCUCUCUCGUCCGCACAGUAUCCCGUCUCCACCACCUACGCCUCCCCCCUCUCGCGCUCCCCGUCCUCUUCCUCCUCCGCAGAAGAACUCGCCGAAACCGCCGCUGAUGAGGAGGACUCCGAGGAUUACUGCAAGGGCGGCUACCACCCCGUCCAGGUCGGUGAGACCUACAACAACGGCCGCUACGUCGUCAUCCGAAAGCUCGGCUGGGGCCACUUCUCCACCGUCUGGCUGUCGCGAGAUACCACGACCGGCAAGCACGUCGCCUUGAAGGUCGUGCGCUCCGCCGCCCAUUACACUGAGACCGCCAUCGAUGAGAUCAAGCUCCUCAAGAGAAUUGUCGAUGCCAGGCCCGACCACCCCGGUCGCAAACACGUCGUCAGCCUGUUAGAUUCCUUCGAGCACAGAGGUCCGAACGGCGUCCACGUCUGCAUGGUCUUUGAGGUCCUCGGUGAGAAUCUGCUUGGUCUGAUCAAGCGCUGGAACCAUCGCGGCAUCCCAAUGCCUCUGGUCAAGCAGAUCACAAAGCAGGUCUUGCUGGGUCUGGACUAUCUGCACCGUGAAUGUGGCAUCAUCCACACUGAUCUGAAGCCUGAAAACGUCUUGAUCGAGAUCGGCGAUGUCGAGCAUAUCGUCAAAACUUAUGUCAAGGAAGAGGAGGCGCAGAAGGAGAAAGAUGAUCACCGCAACGGCCGCAGGAGGAGACGGACCCUCAUCACAGGCAGUCAGCCCCUUCCCAGUCCCCUCAACACCAGCUUCAGCGCCGCCGACCCGUUUAAAGCGCAUACCCCAACCCUCAGCUCCCAUAGCAGCCUAAAUCAAGUAUUACAGGAGCCUACAGCCACUCCCUCAGGCGUUUCUAUGAAAGAUCGACUUGGCAUCAAGGACGCGGAAAAGAUCGCUGAUGAGAAACAGAAGCAAAGAGAGAAGACAACUGACAUCCUGGAGCGUGAAGUCUCAGGAAUUACCCUAGAGACGGGCUCCACGCCGGAAGUAGAUGACCCACAAGUCGACUUGAUCUCCGUUAAGAUCGCGGAUUUGGGAAAUGCUUGCUGGGUCGGACACCAUUUCACGAAUGACAUUCAAACGCGGCAGUACCGGUCACCAGAAGUCAUUCUCGGUGCGAAAUGGGGUGCUAGCACGGACGUAUGGAGCAUGGCGGCAAUGGUCUUCGAACUUAUCACAGGAGAUUACCUCUUUGACCCUCAAUCGGGUACAAAGUACGGAAAAGACGAUGACCACAUCGCCCAGAUCAUCGAACUCCUCGGUUCAUUCCCCAAAUCCAUGUGUUUAUCCGGCAAGUGGAGUCAAGAGAUUUUCAAUCGAAAAGGUGAACUUCGCCACAUCCAUCGGCUCCGUCAUUGGGCUCUGCCCGACGUCCUUCGAGAAAAGUACCACUUCCCAGCUGAAGAGAGCAAAGCCAUCUCCGAUUUUCUCUUGCCAAUGCUAGAGUUGGUACCCGAUAGAAGGGCAAAUGCCGGCGGUAUGGCGAAUCACCCGUAUCUCAAGAGCACAAAGGGGAUGGACCACAUUCAAUUGAACGUUCCUGUUGGAAGUAGGGGUGAGGGUAUCGCCGGUUGGGCAUCAGAAGUUAAGAAGAGGUAG